This is a messenger RNA of Prorocentrum cordatum, 4161 nucleotides long. NCBI's taxonomy places the organism in Eukaryota, Dinophyceae, Prorocentrales, Prorocentraceae. The record is from the annotation of a GenBank genome assembly.
AUGGGCGUGGCCACGGCCAAGCUGAAGGAGAAGGGCUCGACGCCUGGCGGCACCUACCGCAUCCUCUACCACGCGGGCGGCAAGAAGGUCUUCAAGGGCCGGGCAGAGGUCAUCCGACUUCUGCUCGAGGACGCGGGUGUGCCCUACGAGGAGUCGGACGAGGGCCUCUACGGUCCGACGGGCUUCUGCGACGCCUUCAAAGCGAUGGGCAGCGACUCCACCGGCCUCAGCAAGGAUGUUGCGCCGCUGGACGCGGUCCUGCAGGACACAGCGCCGUACCCAGUGAUGUUCCCGCCGAUCCUGCACUACAAGCCGGCCAAGGGUGCCAAGGACCAAGAGGUGUUCAUCAAUCAGGUGCCAGCGAUCCUGCGGUACAUUGCUGGAGGAGUCGGGUACGUGCCCAGAGGCAGGGCGCAGCAGGCUCAGGGCGACCAGCUGCUCGAGAACGCGAACGACUUCCUCGCAGAGGGGCGCAGGAGCUUCCACCCCGUCGAGGACAAGAAGGGCUACUCCGAGCAGAAGGAAGAAGCGGACAAGUCCUCCAAAGAGUGGGCGCAGGCCCGCUUGCCUGUCUGGCUAGGACACUUCGAGAAAGUGGUGCGCAGGCUGUGCCCAGCUGGGGACGGCCCCCUCUUCCAGAGCAUGUCCUACGCGGACGUGGCCCUGUUCUUUGUCCUGGACGCGGCGGAGGCACAGUUCAACACGGACUUCUACGGAAGGGCCUGGGACAACGCCCCCGUGCCGACGCUGAAGGCGUGGAAGGCCUGGGUGGCGGCGCGCCCGCGGAUCGCGGCGUACCAGAAGAGCGAGAGGUGGCAGCGCGAGGACGAGAAGAGGGAGGACCACGAUGGCAAGCUGGCCCAGGCAGAGUUCGUGGAGGUGCUGAAGUCUGGGAAGUUCGUGGGCAGCAGCAAGGCGGAGGCCGCUCCCAGCGCGCCGCCGAAGGGCCGCGGCGCCGCCCGCGAGGGCGAGGAGGAGGGCGCGGCGGCCGCGAGCGACGCGUCGCCGCAGGGGCACGGCGUCGACGGUCCCGAGUACCUGGCGGGGCUCGACCUGCGCCAGCGCAUGGGGGCCAUCUCGCUCAAGGACGCCAUGGCGAUGCUCGACGGGGACCAGGCGGGUUCGCUGAGCAGCGAGGAGUGGGUGGACGGCCGCAAGGCCUUCGUGCCCGCGCUCACGACGGACGAGGCGAAGGCCUCCUUCGCGGCCAUGGACUCCGACGGCGACGGCGAGGUGAGCUACGACGAGCUCAGCGCCGCGAUCCCGGCACAGGACGAUGUCCCAGUGGAGCUCGCGCCGAGCGUGGCCAAGGAUCUGGCCACCGUGGCCGACGACGUCGUGCAGCGCGACGCGACCUCGACAGCGACCUCCACGGCGGCACCGACCACCAAGAAGACCACCAAGAAGACCACCAAGCAGACCACCACGACGACGGCUACCGAGACGACGACCACCAUCACGGAGACGGAGACGCGCGAGCGGACGACCACGUACACCUUUCCCUUCCCGUCCACGCUCACCGAGACGGGGUCUGGCCCGAUGCCGGCAGCUGGGCCGGGCAGAUCCGCGCGGGCGGCGGCGCCGAUGCGGGCGGGCGAGCGGCCGCAUUCCAUCGAGGAGGACGACCGCCAGGGGGUGGACAGCGAUGCCUUCAUGGCCUUCAAUGGCGACCUCACGCCGGAGGUGACGGAGGUGCUCGACCCCGCGAUCUGGACCCCGACGCUGCCCGAGCCGGGGGCGCAGGCGGCCGAGGAGACGGAGCCGCUGUCGGGAGCGCCCGAGCCCGAGGGCCGCCGCGGGGAGGAGGCCGAGCCGCCAGCGGCGCCCUCCGCGCCGGCGCCCCCACGGCUCCUGGGGGGGCGCGCGGUGCACGUCUCGGUGGCCGCUGCGGCGCUGCUGGGCUCCGUCGUCGCCGCGGUCGUGGCCACGCGGGCCGCGGGGGACUCGCCGGGGGUCAGCAGGAACUCGCCAGCGGGGACACCAGGGAUGCUCAGCACGCGUGCUCAGCAGGGAUUCGCUGCCUCUCGCGGCCUCCUUCGGGGGCAUGUCGGAGACCCCGGCGGCGGGGCCGUCGCCGGCGGGCUUUACCGCACCGCCGCCUCCAACGCCACCGCCCACGUGCUCAAGUCGCCCGCCCACCUCCGGAACCUCGUUGACGUGGUCCGGCUCCCGGACGGUAAGGUGGUCGGCAGCGUGGACGCGGAACCCCGUGACCUGGACGGCGACAUGGUCGGCGACGUGGUCGGCGACGUGGUCACCGUCGCGAGCCUCGGCCUGCAGCCCAACGCCGCACCAACCAGCGCACCGACCAGCGCACCGACCAGCGCACCAACUGGCGCGCCGACCAGUGCGCCUACCAGCGCACCGACCAGCGUACCGACUGGCGCGCCGAUCAGCGCACCGACCAGCGCACCGACUAGCGUGCCGAUCAGCUCGCCGACCAGUGCACCGACCAGCGCACCGACUGGAGCACUGACGAGAGCACCGACUGGUGCACCCACCAGCGCACCGACCAGUGCAACGACCAGCGCACCGACUAGCGCACCGUCAGCCACGCAGACGACUACCAGCGCACCGACCAGCGCACCGACCAGCGCACCGACCAAAGCACCGACCAGCGCACCGUCAGCCACGCAGACGACUACCAGCGCACUGACCAGGGCACCGACCAGCGCAACGACCAGCGCAGAGUUGGCCACGCAGACGACUACCAACGCACCGACCAGAGCGCCGACCAGCGCGCCAACCAGCGCACCGACCAGCGCACCGACCAGCGCGCCGAUCAGCUCGCCGACCAGCGUACCGACCAGCGCCCCAUCGGCGACCCAGACGACUACCCGCGCACCGACCAGCGCACCGACCAUCGCGCCGACCAGCACACCUCCAGCCUCGCAGCCGACUACCAGCGCGCCGACCAGCUCACCGAGCAUCGAGCCGACGGGCGCACCGACAGCCAUGCUGACGCUGGAGCUCCCCGCGGCGCCAACCAGUGCCCUGAUCACCGCACCGUCACCCACGCGGAUCCGAGAUCUCCCAGCGGCCUCGCCCAAUCGGGCGGCAGGUGCUUUUUCGGAGGUCCCUCCGGCCGCACAGGUUGUCGAGGCCGAGCCCGAGGCUGCGGCUGGCACCCUGCAGGCGCCCGCGCCCACGACGACCACCAUGGACGCCAAGACGCGGGACGCGAUCAUCGGUGGUGUCGUCGGGGGGACGGUGGGCGUGGCCGGCCUCGUCGCGGGGCUGGCGGCCGGGCUCACCGCCCACGGCAGCCACCACGUCGACCCGUCGGCCUCGUCGGCCUGGACGACGCUGACGUCCACCACGCGGGCAGCGGUGGCCCUCGUCGACGACGAGGUUGCCAGGCAGGCCAUGGACGUGCGCCCCCAGGCGGUCGGCAGCACUCUCAUGGGCCCAGGCGCCGUCCACGAGCCAGGCCAGCUGCCCUGGAUGUGGCUGGGCCUCGCCUCGGCGCUGGUCGUCGUCCUCUCGCUGGCGCUGCUCUACGUCUUCCGCAGGACGCGGCUGGCGGGCACCGCCAGGAAGGCCCAGCUUGCAGCAGGAGACUGGUCGGGCUCCUCUUCCCCGGGAAGCUCCUCGGGCCCAGAGAGCCCCGGCGCGGCCAGCCCCCACGGGCGUCUCCCGGGCGCAGCGGAGGGUCGCGGCGGCGCGGGCGAGCCCUGGGACAGGCUCUUCGACAUGCUGGACAGCGACGGCGAUGGCGAGAUCACGCGCGAGGACCUCAAGCGCGCGCCGGCGGCGGCCAGAGCGGCGGCGGGACUCGCGCUGAGCGGCAACAGCGUCGCCCUGCAGCCUGGCGGCAGUGUCGCGGUCGGGGCCGCGCCCGGUCGGCCAGGGCAUCCCGCGACGACCCCCGGAGGCUCGCGCGGCGCGUCCCUCAGCGUGCCCCCCGUCGCCAUGACGCCGCCGGGCUCCCGCGGCGCGUCCAUCAGCCAUGCCCUCAGCGCGCGGUCUGGCGCCGUGACGCCGCAGGGCUCCCGCGGGGCGUCCCUCGCCGUGGCCCCAGGCGCCGUGACGCCGCAGGGCUCCCGCGGGGCGUCCCUCGGCGCCGUGACGCCGCAGGGCUCCCGCGGGGCGUCCCUGGCCGUAGCGCCCGGCGCCGCGACGCCUGGCGCGGUGACGCCGUCGCGCUCGCCGUGGGCGUGA